UGACAUCACAAGGGCCUCCCAAGAUAAAAAAAUUAUAAUACACAAUAAUUUCUUAAAAUCAUGGCAACAAUGUGUUAUUUUUAUUUAUUAAUUAUAUUACAUUGUCAAAUAAAGCAAAGAUUCUAUUUUUCAGCUCUGAAUUUGAGGUCGGAUCUUGGCUCUUCGGAAGUCAAUUUCCAUCAACCACACAAAGCCGGGUAAUUUGUUUUCAGUUAUCCUCCAAUCUAUGCCUCCUCUCCGGGAUGGACUUCUCUUUGGAACCCUAACCCUCGGCGCUCCAUUUCGGUCCUGCCCUCCCUUCCCUUCCUUCCUUCCUUCCUUCAAUCUUCCGGCAAGAAUCCAAUCUUUCGUUCUUCUGAUGUUAAACAUUCCACCUAUGAUUCCACUUUCUUCGUCCAAUUCCACAGUUUUUGCAAUCCUUGGCUCUCAGUUUUGUCGGAUUCCAAAUCCCAACGGAAAGAUUUCCAAAUUCCGAUGUCCACCAGAAUUUUUCCGAGUUUCUUUUCCAAAUUUGAUUCAAAACGCUGGUGAAAUUUGACGUAAUCAAGCCUAACCAUUGUCAAAGUUGGGAUUUUUAUGAAUUUAAGCUAGCCGAGAGACGGUUCUUGAUAUCAAGCUGGGAUUUUUAUGAACCUAGGCUUGUAAGGAUUUGGCUCUGUGGAUCAACUUAAUCUCUUCAUUCCACUGCUAAAAUUGGUCUGGAGUUUUCCUUCAACUUGAUGCCAAAACCCUGGUUAAAUUUGAGGUAAUCCAUCCCAACUCUUCUCAAAGCUGGGAUUUUAUGAAUCAGAGACUGGAGAGGGAGAGAGACUUUGGAAAAAGCUGGGAUUUUUAUGAAUUUAAGCUUGAAAAUUUUGCCUUUCUGCAUCCAUUUGAUCCCUUCAUUCCAGCUUCCGAAUUCAUCUGAGUUUUCUUUCAACAUGAUAUCAAAACCCUUGUGAAAAUUAAGGCAAUUGAUCCAAAACCUUCCCAAAGCUUGGAUUUUUAUGAAUUAAGGUAGCAGAGAGUCCUCCAUCUCCAAUGGAAUUCCAGCCUCCACCAGGGAACGUAGUCUUCUGCUGUGUUUCUAGAGGCAACCAAAUCCUUCACAAAUUCAGUGGCGGCGACCAUGAGCUCGAGGCUUUGGCCGAGCGCUGCCUGGAAAAAGCCCCAACCCUUCAUUCCUGGUAUUCCCGCACUGUCAACUCGAGGACCUUCAGCUUUCUAAUGGAAGACAAUUACACCUACUUCGCCAUUGUCGACGUAAGCACUGGCAAUUCGGACACCCGCUGGUUCCUUGAGCAGCUCCGAGACAGCUUCAAGGCCUCCAAGAAUGGAUUCCAGGAUGAAUUGGUCCCCUUCAUUGGCCGCUUGAUUUCUUCAUUGAAGAGCAUGUCCUGGAAUCAGACAUCCGAUGGUGCAUCGACUGAUGGAUCAACAAAUUCUGCAAGGAUGCUUCUUUUAAGGAAGGCGAGUGAGAAAUAUGAUGGGGAGAAGUCGAAGGAGAGAGCAUUGGAGACUGAAGAUGGUGGCGAGGAACAUUCCGAUAGGGGGAUAAGGAUUGAAUUGCCUCAUGAACCGGUGGGCAGUGUUGUUUCUUUGAGGAAGAGCUUGAGCUCGAGGAGUCGAGGGCCUCAGCAUGCACGAAAAUUAUGGUGGUGUCAAGUGAAGGUAGUGCUUGCCAUUGAUGUGAUCCUCUGCUUGGUGCUGUUUGGGGUUUGGUUGGGGGUCUGUAGGGGUUUCCAGUGUCUUUCUUGAUGAUGGAGGGGUUGGAUUGGAUUUGGAGCUGACAAUGUUCUUGGCUUCAACCAGAAUGCUAUAUGAAUAUGGCAGCCUGCAGUUUUGAAAGAUGGAGGAUAUGGAAGAUGAUUCAUUUUGUUAGAGAUGAGGUUUGAGGAUGCUUGCUGUAUAUAUAGCUUUUUUACCUUUCAGUAUAACUGAAUUGUUACAUGCAUUAGAUUUGCAGAAUAUAUAUCUAUGGCUUUCUUUUUAGCUUA
This is a messenger RNA of Elaeis guineensis (African oil palm), 1976 nucleotides long. RefSeq names its product phytolongin Phyl1.1. Gene Ontology annotation, cellular component: membrane. NCBI's taxonomy places the organism in Eukaryota, Viridiplantae, Streptophyta, Magnoliopsida, Arecales, Arecaceae. The record is from RefSeq and is a predicted model, not a curated record.